ACUUCUCUCCCCUGUUUCCUUCCCUCUCUAGUAUAACUCCUCUGUCCCUCCCCUGCUUACUCUGUUUCCUUUUUGAGUUCCUCUGUUUUCUCAAAAUUCUCAAAUUCCCCUUUUCAGAAAAAUGAGUUCUCCGGCUUCUACCCCAAUGAAUUCGAGGAGACAAUCAUUUCCACGACGGAGAGGCGAGAUCAAGAUAAAGAUAAUCAAGGGUCUCUUCAGAUCAGCCGUGACCAUUGCAUCCCUGGUCACUAAGAAAGGAUGAAAGAGGAGAGAAACUAGAAGUGGUCUUAGCUCCAGCUGCACAACCCUAGCUGCCACUCCAAGUGGGUAUAACUCGGAUGGUUCUUGGACUCAAGUAAAGUCUUUUUGAUGAUUCUGUAUUAUGUAGGCUCUGUAAACUAAUCGUGGGUACCGUUCUUGUUUUAUUCUUUAAAUCUUUAUUCGAGUUCCUUUUCCCUUCUAAUCCUUUGUAUGUAUGGCAUAGCAUAAGGGAAUUUAGAGAUGUGAUUUAGGUACGGGUUUCUUUUUAAAUGCAGAUUCUGUGCUGUUCUUAAUCUCUAGAGAUGUAAAUUAUAUAAAAAUUCAGUUUUAGU
Rubroshorea leprosula is the source of this 593-nucleotide messenger RNA. NCBI's taxonomy places the organism in Eukaryota, Viridiplantae, Streptophyta, Magnoliopsida, Malvales, Dipterocarpaceae. The record is from the annotation of a GenBank genome assembly.